This is a messenger RNA of Grammomys surdaster, 725 nucleotides long. RefSeq names its product paired mesoderm homeobox protein 2-like. Bases 159 to 725 code for a protein of 188 amino acids. Lineage: Eukaryota; Metazoa; Chordata; Mammalia; Rodentia; Muridae. The record is from RefSeq and is a predicted model, not a curated record. Gene Ontology annotation, molecular function: DNA binding. The transcript is spliced from 5 exons.
GAUUGGAUGAGAUAACCUGGGGUACUUGCCCCUAGGGUAGAAGAGAAUCCUUCUCACUGUAGGAGCCCUAUCCUUCCGGAACUCUAGGGGGCUCCAGCUCAGAGUCUGGAGAUGCUCGACGGACUGCAGAUCUCUAGAGACUUGAUCGGAUCCUGGUCAUGGAGCAUCGAAACAUCACCUAUCCACGCCAUGUGGAACCUGAGGGAAAAAGCAGAAAGGGUUUCCAGAGAUCCCUGGGCCACUACGCUCAGAUCUUUAUCUCCUCUCUGUCUUUCAGUCUCACUCAGGAAGCCACAGGAGUAGGAGAGGAGGGAGAAAAGAAGGAAGAAGAAAUGGAGGGAAGACAAGCUGGCGAUGGUGCUUCUGGCUCCGCGGAUGACAACAUCCAGCAAGAAGGUGGCCAAGGCAGCAAUAAUCAACAACAACCUCAGCAAGAGGCAGCGAUUCCUGAGGGUGCCAGGAAUCAACAGGCUGGGAACAAUCUGGCUCACCACCGGUACAACCACACCAGGUUCACCCAUGCUCAGCUGCAUGAUCUAGAGCGCCUUUUCCAAGAGACUCACUACCCCACCUUUCGAGCAAGGAGGCAUCUUGCAAGAUGUAUGGGUGUGGAGGAAUAUGACGUCCUGAAUUGGUUUCGGAUGAGGAGAUCCCUUUACAAGAGAAACAAGAGACUGCUCAUGCUCUGCUAUCUGUCUCCACUUCCCCAGAGCGACUCUCCCUGA